This is a messenger RNA of Olea europaea var. sylvestris, 562 nucleotides long. RefSeq names its product photosystem I reaction center subunit psaK, chloroplastic-like. NCBI's taxonomy places the organism in Eukaryota, Viridiplantae, Streptophyta, Magnoliopsida, Lamiales, Oleaceae. The record is from RefSeq and is a predicted model, not a curated record. Bases 86 to 478 code for a protein of 130 amino acids. The transcript has 3 exons. Gene Ontology annotation, biological process: photosynthesis. Gene Ontology annotation, cellular component: membrane; photosystem I.
CUUAUAAUAUUUCAAAAUGGCAUCAUAAUGAAAGUAUCACGGGUUAUUACAUUUAUUCUUCGACCAAAUUCUAAGCAAAGCAAAAAUGGCUAGUGCAGUGAUGACUUCUCUCCCACAAUUCAAUGGUCUCAGACUCAAACCAGCAUCAGCUUCUCCUGUCAAAAGCUUGGUAGCCGCUCAACCAAUGAAGCGUAAAGGGCAGGGAGCUUUGGGCGCACGCUGCGAUUUCACUGGCUCCCCAACGAAUUUGAUAAUGGUGACUUCAACUAGCCUGAUGCUGUUCGCCGGUCGGUUUGGUUUGGCUCCAUCUGCAAACAGGAAGGCCACUGCAGGACUAAAGCUUGAGGUGAGGGACUCGGGCCUUCAGACAGGGGAUCCUGCUGGUUUCACCAUAGCAGAUACAUUGGCAUGUGGGAGUGUGGGUCACAUUAUUGGGGUUGGCGUUGUACUUGGUCUCAAGAACAUUGGAGUCAUCUAAAUUUAAUUCUUCACAAACCUGUUAAUAACUAAAUAUUUUGUGUUAAACUCCAUCAAUCUGCAGUAGUAAUUUCUUCUGGCUUCA